Messenger RNA from Oryctolagus cuniculus (rabbit), 4052 nucleotides. NCBI's taxonomy places the organism in Eukaryota, Metazoa, Chordata, Mammalia, Lagomorpha, Leporidae. The record is from RefSeq and is a predicted model, not a curated record.
CAGGCCCUACCGCAGACACCGGCUUGAGUCCGGCCACCCCGCUGGGCUGCCCCUCUUGGGGGCGGCGCCCCAGCCCCGCAGCAGCCCCCUCUGAGCAGAACCGCUGUGCGCAGACCGGCUCCCCGAGGGCUUCCGCACCAGCUCCUUCGCGAUGCGCCGGCCGCCGGGUGGAUGCAGGAGCUUCAGAACCGGCCCCCGGAACCCACAGUCCCUGGGAUAGAGUCUGCAGCCCGGCGCUCAUGCUGCGUCCCCAGAGUGCUCCCCGGCCGCGUCCCGAAAAGCGUCCUGUCAGAGGCAACGCUGACAAGCAGAGGCUGUGUCCCAGGGCGCUCAGCUCGGGAGGCCCUGCCCACCUGAGACGGGCACCUCUCGGUCACCCGGGGAAGCCCCCUUGGGGAUGAGGGGCCACAUUUGCCUCUGCACCCGCCUAUUGCCCACUAAGCCUCUGCAGGGUGGGUAACGGGAGUCAAGAUGCCGUCAGCAACAGGGUCUCAGCAAGCACGGAGUGUGCUGGUAACAGCCCCGGCAGAGCGCGGGGCCAGCAGACCCCCAGCAGUAGCCAGGGGGCUGCAGGUGUGGUGUGUGUGUCCAGGUCUCCCAGGGCAGGUGUGGUGUGUGUGUCCAGCUCCCACAGGGCAGGUGUGGUGUGUGUCUCCAGGUCUCCCAGGGCAGGUGUGGUGUGUGUGUCCAGCUCUCACAGGACAGGUGUGGUGUGUGUGUCCAGCUCUCCCAGGACAGGUGUGGUGUGUGUGUCCAGGUCUCCCACAGGGCAGGUGUGGUGUGUGUGUCCAGGCCUCCCAGGGCAGGUGUGGUGUGUGUGUCCAGGUCUCCCACAGGGCAGGUGUGGUGUGUGUGUCCAGGUCUCCCACAGGGCAGGUGUGGUGUGUGUGUCCAGGUCUCCCAGGACAGGUGUGGUGUGUGUGUCCAGGUCUCCCACAGGGCAGGUGUGGUGUGUGUCUCCAGGUCUCCCAGGGCAGGUGUGGUGUGUGUCCAGCUCCCACAGGGCAGGUGUGGUGUGUGUGUCCAGGUCUCCCACAGGGCGGGUGUGGUGUGUGUGUCCAGCUCUCACAGGGCAGGUGUGGUGUGUGUGUCCAGGUCUCCCACAGGGCGGGUGUGGUGUGUGUGUCCAGGUCUCUCACAGGGCAGGUGUGGUGUGUGUGUGUCCAGGUCUCCCAGUGCAGGUGUGGUGUGUGUGUCCAGGUCUCCCACAGGGCAGGUGUGGUGUGUGUGUCCAGGUCUCCCAGGGCAGGUGUGGUGUGUGUGUGUCCAGGUCUCCCACAGGGCAGGUGUGGUGUGUGUGUCCAGGUCUCCCACAGGGCAGGUGUGGUGUGUGUGUCCAGGUCUCCCAGGACGGGUGUGGUGUGUGUGUCCAGGUCUCAGAGGGCGGGUGUGGUGUGUGUGUCCAGGUCUCCCAGGGCGGGUGUGGUGUGUGUGUCCAGGUCUCCCAGGGCGGGUGUGGUGUGUGUGUCCAGGUCUCCCAGGGCGGGUGUGGUGUGUGUGUCCAGGUCUCCCAGGGCAGGUGUGGUGUGUGUGUCCAGCUCCCACAGGGCAGGUGUGGUGUGUGUGUCCAGGUCUCCCAGGGCAGGUGUGGUGUGUGUGUCCAGGUCUCCCACAGGGCGGGUGUGGUGUGUGUGUCCAGGUCUCUCACAGGGCAGGUGUGGUGUGUGUGUCCAGGUCUCCCACAGGGCGGGUGUGGUGUGUGUGUCCAGGUCUCACAGGGCAGGUGUGGUGUCUGUCACAGGGGCAGUGAGUCCCAGCUGAUGUCACACACAGUGUGUCACUUUCAGGGGCAGUGAGUCCAGGCGAGGUCAGCAAGCUGUGGGCCACUGCACCGGGUAGUGAGUUCUGUGAUGUCUCCUCACUGAGUGUCACUUGAGGGUCAGCGAGGUCACUGAGUGUCACUUCAGAGGGUCAGCGAGUUCCAGAACAUUUCUGGGACAGCUGUUUCCCGGGCCUCCUGAGAGAUGACCGUGUGCUCCAGAAAAGUCAGCCUGGAUUGAGGUGGGGACGUGGAAAUAGGACUUGGCCUCUUGCCUGUUCCGGGCCCUGGGCUCAAGGUCAGGGCCAAUCUGCUUAGCACCGUACGAGCGACGAGCAAGGGGAGGCCCCUGGUCCAUCUCCGUUCCCCUGAGGGUCCCCAGUGGACCCAGCCAGCCUGAAGCCUGGGGGUCACCCCCAGGAAAUUGUGGGCCCUGCCUGGCGCGGCUCUGCCCAUGCACCUGCUGUAAGGGCUGUUGGAGGGCGGGACUGUCACCUGCCUGCGGGUCCCCACAGGCCUCUGCUGGGCCCUCCGCCACCUCACCCCCUCUUCCCACCCCUGCGGGCCUUGUCUGUCGAAAUGAUCCCCUGCAUUUGCUACUCCGGGGAUGAGGUGCAGGGGGGAGGCACACAUCAGACUCAGGUGCUGUGUGCUCACUUUUAUGGGGAGUGGGCGAGAGGCCCCAGGAACGAGCCGGCCUCCCCUGGAGGCUCCCCCACCCCUCACCCAGGAGGAAGCCAGCUUGCAAGAGUGGCGCCUGCCGGGGGCCCUGCCUGGCUCACAGUGACUCCCCGCAGGGCCCGGCUAGGGCUGGACAUCCCUCCUGCCCCCGCCCCGUGCCCCCGAGCAGGGGCAGCCUGUGGCCCAGGGCUCCCUGAGCUAAGGGGCUUUGCUGGCUCAGGGGUCAGGGGGGCCUUGCAGGAAAGACUUGGGGGACACGCGCAGUGACACGGAUGUGUUUCUCCUGCUGCCCCGGGACAGUGAGAGAGGCUCCCAACCAGGAGUGCAGGGACGCACAGCAAAGACGCCCUGGGGGCAACACCAGAAGCCCAGUCGUCCCCACACAAACGGGAGACCCCCAGCACCAGGCCAAGCUGUGCGUGAGCAGUCGGGGCCCCGCCGCCUCCCUCCAGCAGGAGGAGCCUGCCUGGGGCCUCUGCGGCUCUGUCUGCUCCACGGGCUGCGCCAGCAGACCCAGCAGACCAAACUCGCGGGGCGGCUCCGGCGGGAGCGAGGAACAGGACAGACGGAGCCUCCCGCUGCAGCCCCAGGGUCCAGGACGUCACUGGACGCCCCGGAACAAGCCGGGGGGCUCACAGCCUGAGCGUGAGGAUGGCCAGCUGUCGCCACACAGGGCAAUCGAUGCUGGCUCAGCCAGCAAGGGAUUUGCAGACCAAGGACGGAUUCAGCCGUGGGCACAGCGGCCGCAACGCUGCCUGGGAUGCCCACAUCCCCCACCAGAGGGCUGGGCUCGAAUCCCGGCUCCACUUCUGGCCCCAGCUCCCUGCUACUGCACCUGGGAGGCAGCACUGAUGGUGCCAGUACUCGGGUCCCUGCCACCUACGUGGGAGACCCGGAUGGAGCUCCUGCCACCCAACUGAGGCCCGGCCCGGCCCUGGCUGUUGUGGCCUUUGGGGAGUGAGCCAGCAGGUGGAAUCUUUGUGUCCCUCUCUCCAGAAUAAACAGAUAGUUUAAAAGGAGGAAGGUCGCUGAGAGGGGAUCUUCCUUGCUCUCACUGCAGCGCGUAAGCCCCGAAGCUGCUCACAGCACACGCGCCUGGCUGCUGCGUGUCGCCACGACGAACGGGAACAACUUUGAUUUGCCAGUUAGAAAGAUAAAAGUCAGGCCGGCGCCGCGGCUCACUAGGCUAAUCCUCUGCCUGCGGCGCCAGCACACUGGGUUCUAGUCCCGGUCGGGGCACCGGAUUCUGUCCCGGUUGCCCCUCUUCCAGGCCAGCUCUCUGCUGUGGCCCGGGAGUGCAGUGGAGGAUGGCCCAAGUGCUUGGGCCCUGCACCCCAUGGGAGACCAGGAGAAGUACGUGGCUCCUGCCAUCGGAUCAGCGCGGUGCACCGGCCGCGGUGGCCAUUGGAGGGUGAACCAAUGGCAAAGGAAGACCUUUCUCUCUGUCUCUCUCUCUCACUAUCCACUCUGCCUGUCAAAAAAAAAAAAAAAAAAAAAAAAAAAAGAUAAAAGUCAUUAGGGAGUAGGAUUAAAAUGUUAGAGCCGCCUCUGCUCUCCCACCGCGUUGGUGCCUGCCGUGGAAGGGGCCUGCCCCCACUGCUCCGCGUCCCCA